AUGUGUUGCUAUCUUGGUAAUUGCUCUGUCCUUGCCGAGUCAAGACCGACAUCUCAGCUAAUAAUGACGCCAAAUCAGGAUCAGUCAAACAUGCACAAGUUGGAGAGCGAGCCAGUAUGGACUACACGCCGGAGGCUGGACAAUUUGACCGUCCGCUCGCUGACUCGGUGCUACAUGGGCUCCAUCUGCAUAAUCCAUGAAGAAAACUCGAGUUAUGGCACCCUGCCGCACACGACGCUUAAUUUGCUGAGCGCUAUCCCAGACGUGGCCAGCGAAGUCACGUUACCCCAACGGUACAAUCCACCCGAUACCACCUUUACUCACAACAAAGAAAGCAUAUCAUUAUCCACAAUGACCACCUCUCGCGACGAACGCCACUCGAUGUCUUACGGUUCUUUUGCAUUCCCUGUUGUGGCAUUUGAGGACCAGCACGCAGCGGAUGUCUCACAACACACCACCCGCGUCAUUCCUUCCUACGCUGCGGUGGGCAGCCCGGACUACGCGUACUUCGAGUGGAAUGCAUCCCAAUCGAUCCCUUCCCCAACCAUCUCUGCAAGCCCUCCCUUCUUCGUCAUCUCCGCUAGCCCGCCCUCCUCCGUUCCAUCCUCCACCAUCCCACCCAGCACCUUGAGGCCAGCCAAGCGUGCUCGCCUGGACGAUGAUGUGCUGCAAGGCUUGCCGAAAGUGCCGCGGCUGGAUAAGGAGGCGGGCCCAUCCUCUCCUGACGCCACUGCUUCUGAGAUCCAAUCAAAGCGAAAGCGGGUGCGCAAAAUCAACAAGGGCCCUGAUCACAUCCCGCGGCCAUCAAAUUGUUUUAUAUCAUUCAAGAACGAUUAUAUGCGGCGGCUGCGCGAAUCCGGACACGAAGUGAUGUCGAAAGGCAUAGCGAAGGAGAUUGGUGCUAUAUGGCGCGCGCUUCCCCCUUAUGAGUCCCAGUACUGGAAAGAUCAGGCCGAGGGCGUCAAGGGCCAGCACAAAAACGUAUACCCGGGCUAUACAUACAAGCCCAUACACAAGAAGAAGACGGAGAGGCCUCAAAAGGGCGGGCCUUUGAUACAAAACGGUGCUACAGAGCUGAAGGGACAGGAGGGGAAGGAGAACGACCCGCGGCCGGAGGAAGACAAAGUGGCUAAGCGAACGGAUACUUUGACUGAGAGCGAAGACAGUCGCACUGUAGGAAAUAUGCGAGCGGUAGCAGAUCACCAGCAUGAUAGUUCACCAGCUCUACAGGCCCAAUCCCAUCCUCCUCUCCAUGCGUUGCCUCUUCCACAAGGUGCCGUCACAGCACAAUAUGCUGAGACAAGCAGUAGAUGGUCUCAUGCGACACAAGCAGUGUUACAGUCCCUGCCGCAGGUCGCAUCGGUGGUCCCGUCGCUCCAACAGGCGAGACCGUCUCGUCUCGCGACGCCUCAUUCAUGGCAGCUGGCCCGUCCAAACCCAAUGUACCCCCAGAACAUGAGUGCGGCAGCGUAUAAUGGCUUUGUCCAGCCUCAUAUCGCAUAUCCCGCGACAUAUUAUUUGGAUCGCGAUCAUGCGCAACAUGGGGUCCCACCACAAAUGAAUGGCUUUCAAGUCAUGGCACCAGUGCCAAUCCACGACGCCACACAGUGCCCUGUCUACCUGCCAUCCCAAUCAUCCUUAUAUGCAGGGAGCGUUGCCGCCCUCCAUCAGCAUCCAGCGACUGUACAAUCCGCACCUCCAUAUGUGAUGCAGACGCCCGGCAGCUUUUACGACCUGAGCUCGCCCUACACUGGGAACCGCGCGUUCUCCAAGUCUGCACCUCCGAACCCCACUGCACACGGUCCCUCGGAGGAGGACGUCGCAUGGAUGCUCGCAGUGCUUGAGGCGCAGGAAUCACAUAUCUCACCACAUAGGGAUUCGUCUGACUUGGGGACAUUGCUGACGUUCCCGGUGCCGGUCCAAAACCGCCUCACGGCCCCCGAAGAACUGCCGCAGAGUGUAGGCCGGCUCUCUGACAUGCUUCGGGACAUUGAUCGAUGGUCAGACUCCCAAUAG
Postia placenta MAD-698-R-SB12 is the source of this 2016-nucleotide messenger RNA. RefSeq lists its product as hypothetical. The coding region runs from base 1 to 2016 and encodes 671 amino acids. The record is from RefSeq and is a predicted model, not a curated record. Gene Ontology annotation, biological process: anatomical structure morphogenesis; cell differentiation; regulation of DNA-templated transcription. The transcript is spliced from 6 exons. Lineage: Eukaryota; Fungi; Basidiomycota; Agaricomycetes; Polyporales; Adustoporiaceae. Gene Ontology annotation, molecular function: RNA polymerase II cis-regulatory region sequence-specific DNA binding; DNA-binding transcription factor activity, RNA polymerase II-specific.